GGGGCGCUCUGUAGAGAGAGGCCCGGUCGGUGUGAGGGUAAAAAAAAAACGAGGAAGCCUCUCUUUCCUCCAUCCUCCAGUAUUAUGAAUUAAAAUCUGUUAGUUUGAAUUCAUCCCGAAGGAACUCUUUAAAAACGCGUGUAAAUUAAUCCAAGAUGUCUGCGAGCGCCGUGUACGUCUUGGAUUUAAAAGGAAAGGUCCUGGUGUGCCGAAAUUACCGGGGAGAUGUGGACAUGUCGGAGAUCGAGCACUUCAUGACCCUUCUGAUGGACAAAGAGGAGGAGGGGACGCUGUCUCCGAUCCUGUCCCACGGGGGAGUCCGUUUCAUGUGGAUCAAACACAAUAACCUCUACUUGGUUGCAACAUCCAAGAAAAAUGCUAGCGUUUCGCUGGUGUUUUCCUUCUUGUACAAAAUAGUUCAGGUUUUUUCAGAGUAUUUCAAGGAAUUGGAGGAGGAGAGCAUUAGAGAUAACUUUGUCAUCAUUUAUGAGCUGAUGGAUGAGCUGAUGGACUUUGGCUAUCCUCAGACCACUGACAGCAAGAUUCUGCAAGAAUACAUUACCCAGGAGGGGCACAAGCUAGACACUGGCGCCCCGCGACCCCCCGCCACUGUCACCAACGCUGUCUCCUGGAGGUCAGAGGGCAUCAAGUACAGGAAGAACGAGGUUUUCCUGGACGUCAUUGAGUCAGUCAACCUCCUGGUCAGUGCCAAUGGUAAUGUUCUUCGCAGUGAGAUCGUCGGCUCCAUUAAGAUGCGUGUCUUCCUGUCUGGGAUGCCCGAGUUGCGGCUGGGCCUUAACGACAAGGUUCUGUUUGAAAACACUGGACGAGGGAAGAGUAAAUCAGUAGAGCUGGAAGAUGUCAAGUUCCACCAGUGUGUCCGCCUGUCUCGCUUUGAGAACGACCGCACAAUCUCCUUCAUCCCUCCGGAUGGAGAGUUUGAGCUCAUGUCCUAUCGCCUCAACACUCAUGUGAAACCCUUGAUCUGGAUUGAAUCGGUUAUUGAGAAACACUCCCACAGUCGGAUCGAGUACAUGAUCAAGGCGAAGAGUCAGUUCAAGAGGCGUUCCACGGCCAACAACGUGGAAAUCCACAUUCCUGUGCCAACGGACGCCGACUCACCCAAAUUCAAGACCACAGUGGGCAGCGUGAAGUGGGUCCCAGAGAACAGUGAGAUCGUCUGGUCGAUCAAGUCCUUCCCUGGUGGAAAAGAGUAUUUGAUGCGAGCGCACUUCGGUCUGCCAAGUGUAGAGGCUGAAGACAAGGAGGGGAAGCCACCAAUCAGUGUCAAGUUUGAGAUCCCGUACUUCACCACCUCAGGCAUCCAGGUGCGUUACCUGAAGAUCAUCGAGAAGAGUGGAUACCAGGCCUUGCCGUGGGUGCGCUACAUCACCCAAAAUGGAGAUUACCAGCUCCGGACCCAGUAGGCAGCGCUGCAGCCGGCAGGUGGAAAUCAAGAGUGGGUGGAGUCGAGCCGCUAAUGUGCUCCCAAUGGCAGGUGUCAGUCCGAGGACUGUCGGUGUCUGCUUUCCUUUAGUUUUUAUUAUUUGUUGGAAGUUAUAUUCAUUUCUGAUCAAUGCAAAUAUUAGAUGGAGCCUUUGGGUAGGUUAAAAAAGUAAUUAUAUUUUACUACUGUGUGGGCGAGGCCAAGAAGAGCAGGAGUAAUGUUUACAUCCAACUGAUUCGGUGCAGAGUUGUACACAAUCUAUCACAGUGGGUCAAACGGCUUGAAAGCAGAUGUUACGAUUCUGGUUUUAAAGUUCCUGUACUCACCUCCUCACAGGUCAAUAACACACUCAUCGGUCACUCUGAUAUUUUUUACAUGAAGCCUCUUCGUUCUGCCACAUUUCCUCUUUGUUGAUUAUCUGUAUAUAUUUGUUACAUAUGAAUGAACUUGGAUUCAGUGUUAUUAGUUUGAUAACUGUAAAUUUAAAGAGUUAAAAAUUCCUUCAUUUUGUAUUAUCGUCGAAACAUGUCAGAGCAAUGCCUUCCUGCUUGGCUGUUGUGCUUUUUAUUCCUCAUCAGUUUGACUCCCCUUACAUUCAGCUUUGCAAAAACAAAAAAAAACAUGAAAUGCUGUGAAGAAAACCAGUAAAAAAAAUUACGCUCUUUUCCAGCCCAGCACCUGUUUCCCUUCUCUCCCCCCCCCCGUCUGCAACCACACUAUUUUAAAUCAUUAAAUGUCUAUUUAGAGAAAACUG
Hippoglossus stenolepis (Pacific halibut) is the source of this 2201-nucleotide messenger RNA. RefSeq names its product adaptor related protein complex 1 subunit mu 1 (gene ap1m1). Gene Ontology annotation, cellular component: clathrin adaptor complex; clathrin-coated vesicle. The transcript is spliced from 12 exons. NCBI's taxonomy places the organism in Eukaryota, Metazoa, Chordata, Actinopteri, Pleuronectiformes, Pleuronectidae. Gene Ontology annotation, molecular function: clathrin-cargo adaptor activity. The coding region runs from base 156 to 1427 and encodes 423 amino acids. The record is from RefSeq and is a predicted model, not a curated record. Gene Ontology annotation, biological process: intracellular protein transport; vesicle-mediated transport.